Scaptodrosophila lebanonensis is the source of this 2094-nucleotide messenger RNA. RefSeq names its product N-acetylgalactosaminyltransferase 6-like. The transcript is spliced from 4 exons. Bases 120 to 1739 code for a protein of 539 amino acids. Lineage: Eukaryota; Metazoa; Arthropoda; Insecta; Diptera; Drosophilidae. The record is from RefSeq and is a predicted model, not a curated record. Gene Ontology annotation, cellular component: Golgi apparatus.
GGAAAGGGUAUUUAUUAUAUAACUCCCCAUACGAGAAGGCUAAAAAAAGGAGGAUUAUUUUAUCGGAGAACAUAAAUGUGGCCCUUACAUUGGAACCCUUACAACUACCCAAUGAUCAAAUGAGAGACUGGCACGACUAUCAGGCAAUGGCACGGGACGCCAAGCGUAAGGGUUUUGGUGAAAACGGCACGAGCGCGAAGCUGGGUAAAUCGACUCGAUAUAAGGAAGGCAGACUGUUUGCGAAAAAUAAAUUGAAUGCGCUUCUUUCCGAUUAUAUAUCGGUGAAUCGUUCGGUGCCCGAUGGAAGGCUUCCGGAAUGCAAAAAGAAGCUAUACCCUAAGAACUUGCCAAUGGUGAGCAUCAUUAUAUGUUUUUUCAAUGAGCACAGAAGCGUUCUGCUCCGGUCCGUGCAUAGUUUAUUUAAUCGCACGCCCCCCGAGCUACUUAAGGAGAUAAUUCUUGUGGACGACUUCAGCGAUCUUAAAGAUCUGCACGAAUCAUUGGAUCAAUACGUAGCCCAACACUUUACGAAAGUACGGGUUUUGCACCUCCCCCAACGAGCUGGGCUGGUGCGUGCACGCCUGGCAGGGGCACGUAAUGCUACCGCUGAGGUUUUAGUCUUUAUGGAUUCACAUGUCGAGGCCGGAUAUAAUUGGCUGCCACCACUGUUGGAACCGAUGGCGCUGAAUAAUAGGAGAGUAAUGUGUCCCGUUAUUGAUAAAAUUGACGGCAAUUCGUUCCAAUAUGAAAUAUGUGAUGGUAAUAUGGGUGGUUUACUUGUUUGGGAAUUAUACUAUAAAGAAGUGCGCAGACCGCCCGAAAUUAGAAAGUCAGUGAAGCCAUUCAGAAAUCCUGUCAUGAUGGGUGGACUAUUCGCCAUAUUUUCGAAGUAUUUGUGGGAAUUGGGGGGCUACGAUGAAGGUCUAGAUAUUUAUGGAUCUGAGCAGUACGAGUUAAGUUUUAAGAUUUGGAUGUGUGGCGGCGAAAUAUAUGAUGCACCGUGCUCGCGAGUGGGUCACAUCGAACGGGUUUCCCAUUUGGAACUGUUUCGGCGGAAAAACGCACCAAGCUCUCAAAAGGACUUUUUCCAUAAGAACCAUAAACGCGUGGCCGAGGUGUGGAUGGAUGAUUACAAGAAGUAUUUGUACCGGAAUACAUUGUAUAAUAAAAUUGAUCCUGGUGAUCUCACCAAGCAGAAAGCCUUGCGAGCAAAACUGAAAUGCAAAUCCUUCAAGUGGUACUUGCAAAACGUUGCUUUCGAUAUUAUUAAUAGAUACCCCCCCAUUUCUCCACCCGACUAUGCUCGUGGGGUCAUACAAAAUCUUGGAAGUACAAACUUGUGCUUGGAUCACUACAAAAGGAGUGUUCGCAUGUAUCAGUGUGAUAGGAAAUUGAAGCAUCCACAUUCGUCACAAUUCUGGGCACUUUCCUGGCGUCGGGACUUGCGUUUAAAACGCACUGAAACCUGCCUCACAUCUGUAAGGCCGAAAAAUAAGGCACCAGUUCGGUUAAGACAUUGCCAUUACCAAGGUGAAGAUCAGUAUUGGUUCUACGACCACAGAGCCCAGCAAUUAAAGCAAGGAAAACAUGACCAACGAUGUCUCGAGAUGUUGCCGCACAGCAAGACUCUUAUCCUCAAUGGGUGCAAUAACACUAAUAGAUAUAUGCGCUGGAAUAUUGGCUUUUUUAACCGGACUGCGCUUGAUAAUUACAACAGGAAUAUUUUUAUAUUGCCGUAACAUGAUCUAUCUAUUAUCUAAUUUAUUUGGAAAGUUGACAGGUGUGUAAAAGCGGUCGUAGAUUCAAAUCAAUUGGAAAGAUAGUAUAUAAUAAGUGGAUUUCUUAUACGCUCUUAUAUUUUAUUUGAAUGUGUCUUGUACUUUAGUUUACUUUUCAUAUCAUUACGACAACAACAAUCCCAAUAUGCAUACAUAUCUUUAGAAAUAACGAAAUUGUUCAAACAAAUCGUUUUCUGGCCUUUUUCUGCUCAUCUUCAUUUGUUUGACAGUAACUUACUCUUUACUCUGAUUGCCAGUGUUUCAUUCGUAAAUAAAUAAAAUUGUAAAAUCGAAUACAAAAGAGCAUUAAAAUAUA